Trichoplusia ni (cabbage looper) is the source of this 699-nucleotide messenger RNA. RefSeq names its product 28S ribosomal protein S10, mitochondrial-like. The record is from RefSeq and is a predicted model, not a curated record. The coding region runs from base 140 to 655 and encodes 171 amino acids. NCBI's taxonomy places the organism in Eukaryota, Metazoa, Arthropoda, Insecta, Lepidoptera, Noctuidae. The transcript has 3 exons. Gene Ontology annotation, cellular component: mitochondrion; mitochondrial small ribosomal subunit.
AAAGCAGGCGACCAAAUGUCAAAAUCACCCAUUGGUAAACAUGAGGUUAUGUGAUAAAUGCAAUAAACUAUAAUCGAUUUGGAUAUAAUUAUUACACAUAUAUUACUAGAACAAAUAAGGAGGCUUUAAUAGAUCCACAAUGAACGCGAUCAGGAGUUUAUGGCGUUCAGCGCCUGUAAUACGUAGUGCAGUAGCAUCUAACUACACAUUUCGGCCAUUAUCAUCUGCGCCUGCUACUGUGGGUUCUGUUCAGAAGGUUGAGCCAGUGCCGCCGACAGUAGAACUGGACAAGUUAUACAAACGAGUGGAAUUGGAAAUGCGAGGCAUAGACCCCGCCGUACUGCUGAGUUACUCCUGGUUUUGUGUCGCAGCCGCUUCUCAUUUGGGGAUUGAAGUAACUAAGAGUUGGGCACUAAGAAAAGCAGAAAAGGAGAGGCACACUUUACUCCGAAGUGUCCACAUCUACAAGAAGCAUAGAGUCCAGUAUGAAAUAAGGACUUAUUUCAGAUUUGUCCACCUGCAAAGACUAACAGGAUCUACUUGUGACACCUACUUAGAGUACAUUGAGAGGAACCUACCGGAAGGUUGCGCUUUAAAGGUCACUAAGGUUGAAUGCCAGCCAUUACCUGAACACAUUACACCACCCACUGAAUAAUAUAUUGUAAAAUAAUUAGAAUUAGAAUAAACAGUAAUUUAGUA